Molecule: messenger RNA, 3420 nt
Organism: Bubalus bubalis (water buffalo)
Lineage: Eukaryota; Metazoa; Chordata; Mammalia; Artiodactyla; Bovidae
Gene: HNRNPH1
Product: heterogeneous nuclear ribonucleoprotein H1
Exons: 10
Coding region: 1640-2782 (380 amino acids)
Biological process (GO): regulation of RNA splicing
Cellular component (GO): ribonucleoprotein complex; nucleoplasm
Molecular function (GO): RNA binding
Source: RefSeq, a predicted model, not a curated record
AGCACCUGGGGCCGCAGGGCGGGCGAGCGAGGAGGCGACAGCGACGACGGCGGGGCCGGGCCCGUGGCGCCCCCUAGUGGGGCGCGGGCGGCAGCCGUUCCCGCUGUCGAGCGCGCCCAGCCGGCUGCGGUUACGCAAUGGAAAUUGCGAAAGCCCCACCCGCCCGGCGCUCCUGGGGGAAUGCGGCCUCUGGUGGAAUUUUUGUUUAUCUUUUUAAGUAUUUUUCUCUGGAUGUCUUUUCUUACAAAGGAUAAAUGGGAAUAGACCGGAUUUUCCCCGCAGUCUUGGGAAAAUUUGCCGAGUAGCUCAGCAAAUACCUUACAAAUUUAAACUGCUAACACUUUUCAAAUUUGGGUAUUGAUUUGAAAAGGGGCAUUCUGUUUCGGAAAAAGAAAAUAUCGCUUCUUAAUUUAAGACAGUUUUCCUAAUCGGGAUUUGGUAAUUGAAGAGUUCGUGGUCUGGCUCGCUUUAUAGUUGAGGGCACUGAAACCCGGGAAAGUUUUCUUGCCUGGGUAGCUUUUUUUCCAGUAUGUAGGUUUCCUUGAAUGUCUGCCAAAUGCCCGUGUUCUCAUUAUUAGUGUAAGAUUAGACUGAAAGAUGAUAUUUGGUAGAAAUUUACAGGUUGGAAGGAUAUUUGUAGUAUUGACUUACUAUCUGAAUUCAGUGUAUGUAACGGAAAACGAAAACAAGAAGCAAGUACAUGGGAAGCCACCUUGCAGUGAGCAGGACUGGGUUUGGCUUCAGCUGUGCGUUUGGAGCAUUUUAGCUUGGUAACAUUGAUCCCCUUUCAGGUGAGUAUUGGCCCUGCAGUUCGGAUUUGAGCAAGAAACUGUGAUGUUGCUUCUAGUAAGGUAAAACUGUCAAAUACCCCGGGUCAAAAGUCCAAACCAAGUGUAUUCAGAAAAGACCAUAAAAUCACAAAGUCCAGAUUGAAAAAUUUGCUGAGGAGUUAUUAAAAGUAUGUUUAAUGGACACACACAAGUAAUGAGUUGGAGAUAAGUUCGGUAAGAAACUGCUUUGAAUAUUGGAUUUUCUUGAUGGAUUGGAAAUGUAUUCAGGGGAAUAAGAAAGUUUGGUCAUGAGAGGAAAACUGCUUAAUUACUAAGACACCUUAGGAGUUAGUAAUGUUGCUCAUUCUAGGUUUUGCAAAUGAUUUCCUUUAUAGUGGGGGUAUGUAUAGGCAUUUUAUCUGUAUCGCCCAGAGGUGGUUUUUAGUUUUAAAUUCUGUAUUAACGGUUGUUUUCUUUCCAGACUGCAAAAUUCAAAAUGGGGCUCAAGGUAUUCGUUUCAUCUACACCAGAGAAGGCAGACCGAGUGGCGAGGCUUUUGUUGAACUUGAAUCAGAAGAUGAAGUCAAAUUGGCCCUGAAAAAAGACAGAGAAACUAUGGGACACAGAUAUGUUGAAGGUUUGAUUUACGUUGCCCUAGUAACAGUAAAUAAAACAUUAAACAAAUAGAAAUCUAUCUUACCCCUUCUGAAUUUUAGGUAUUUGACCGCAUGGAAAUGGUCAUCUAAGAGUUUAUGGCAGCUCUUCCUAGAUUAUCUAAAGACCCAGGAAGUCUGAACGUUGUUCUGUAACUUUCCGAAGUUGACUAAUUCUAAGCACCUCUUUCAGUAUUCAAGUCAAACAACGUUGAAAUGGAUUGGGUGUUGAAGCAUACUGGUCCAAAUAGUCCUGACACGGCCAAUGAUGGCUUUGUACGGCUUAGAGGACUCCCAUUUGGAUGUAGCAAGGAAGAAAUUGUUCAGUUCUUCUCAGGGUUGGAAAUCGUGCCAAAUGGGAUAACAUUGCCGGUGGACUUCCAGGGGAGGAGUACGGGGGAGGCCUUCGUGCAGUUUGCUUCACAGGAAAUAGCUGAAAAGGCUCUAAAGAAACACAAGGAAAGAAUAGGGCACAGGUAUAUCGAAAUCUUUAAGAGCAGUCGAGCUGAAGUUAGAACUCACUAUGAUCCACCACGAAAACUUAUGGCCAUGCAGCGACCAGGUCCCUAUGACAGACCUGGGGCUGGCAGAGGGUAUAACAGCAUUGGAAGAGGAGCUGGCUUUGAAAGGAUGAGGCGUGGUGCUUAUGGUGGAGGUUAUGGAGGCUAUGAUGAUUAUAAUGGCUAUAAUGAUGGCUAUGGAUUUGGGUCAGAUAGAUUCGGAAGAGACCUCAAUUACUGUUUUUCAGGAAUGUCAGAUCACAGAUACGGGGAUGGUGGCUCUACUUUCCAGAGCACAACAGGACACUGUGUUCACAUGCGGGGGUUACCUUACAGAGCUACUGAGAACGACAUUUAUAACUUUUUUUCACCACUCAACCCUGUGAGAGUACAUAUUGAAAUUGGUCCUGAUGGCAGAGUAACUGGUGAAGCAGAUGUCGAGUUUGCAACUCACGAAGAUGCUGUGGCAGCUAUGUCAAAAGACAAAGCAAAUAUGCAACACAGAUAUGUAGAACUCUUCUUGAAUUCUACAGCAGGAGCAAGCGGUGGUGCUUACGAACACAGAUAUGUAGAACUCUUCUUGAAUUCUACAGCAGGAGCAAGCGGUGGUGCUUAUGGUAGCCAAAUGAUGGGAGGCAUGGGCUUGUCAAACCAGUCCAGUUACGGUGGCCCGGCCAGCCAGCAGCUGAGUGGUGGUUAUGGAGGCGGCUAUGGUGGCCAGAGCAGCAUGAGUGGAUACGGCAGCCAAGGAGCAGUGAACAGCAGCUACUACAGUAGUGGAAGCCGAACAUCUGUGGGAGUGAACGGAAUGGGAGGGAUGUCUAGCAUGUCCAGUAUGAGUGGUGGAUGGGGAAUGUAAUUGAUCCUGAUCACUGACUCUUGGUCAACAUUUUUUAAAAGAAAAACUUAAGUUUUAACAGUUUUGCAAUACAAGCUUGUGAUUUAUGCUUACUCUAAGUGGAAAUCAGGAUUGUUUUAAAGACUUAAGGUUCAGUAUUUUUGAACACAUUCAUCUAGGAUGUAACAACUAGGUUGAGUAAACUAUUACUGUUAAAUAAUUUUCAGCUUUUCUCAAGUUAGUUCUCUUGUAGGAUGUACUUAAGCAGUAAGUGUAUUUAGGUUAAAGCAGUUGAAUUAUGUUAAAUGUUGCUCUUACAUCACAUUACAUUGAACACUGUCUGGAUGCAUGUUGAAAGACAUGCUUUUUUUGUAAAACUCAAUAUAGGAGCUGUGUCUACAAUUAAAAGUGAAACAUUUGGCAUGUUUGUUAAUUCUAGUUUCAUUUAAUAACCUCUAUGGCACGUAAGUUUAAGCUUUUUUUUUUUAAGUUAAUGGGGGAAAUUGGACACGCAAUACCAAUACUUUAGGAUUUUGGUCUUGGUGUUUGUAUGAAAUUCUGAGGCCUUGAUUUAAAUUUUUCAUUGUAUUGUGGUUUUCCUUUUAGGUGUAUUGCGCUAAGUGAAACUUGUCGAAUAAAUCUUCCUUUUAGAAACCGCA